Molecule: messenger RNA, 2177 nt
Organism: Myodes glareolus (Bank vole)
Lineage: Eukaryota; Metazoa; Chordata; Mammalia; Rodentia; Cricetidae
Source: RefSeq, a predicted model, not a curated record
GAGGUCUCCCCAAGCCACAGAGCUCCUCAGCAGCCCACCUGCCCCAACAGGCCUGCAAUGAGUUCACUACCCACGUCAUGAACCUGCUGCGGGAGCAGAGCCGCACUCGUCCUGUGGCCCCCAAGGAGAUGGAGCGGAUGGUGAGCAUCAUCCAUCGCAAGUUCAGCGCCAUCCAGAUGCAGCUGAAGCAGAGCACCUGCGAGGCGGUCAUGAUCCUGCGCUCUCGCUUCCUGGAUGCCAGACGGAAACGCCGGAACUUCAGCAAACAGGCCACCGAGGUCCUGAAUGAAUAUUUCUACUCCCACCUGAGUAACCCUUAUCCUAGUGAGGAGGCCAAAGAGGAACUCGCCAAAAAGUGUGGCAUCACUGUCUCUCAGGUUUCCAACUGGUUUGGUAACAAGCGAAUUCGCUACAAGAAAAAUAUUGGGAAGUUCCAAGAGGAGGCCAAUAUCUAUGCUGUGAAGACAGCCGUGUCCGUCGCCCAGGGGGGCCACAGCCGCACCAGCUCCCCAACGCCUCCUUCCUCUGCAGGCUCUGGCGGCUCUUUCAAUCUCUCAGGAUCCGGAGACAUGUUUCUGGGGAUGCCCGGGCUCAACGGAGAUUCCUACCCUGCCUCUCAGGUGGAAUCCCUCCGACACUCAAUGGGGCCAGGGAGCUAUGGGGAUAACCUCGGGGGAGGCCAGAUAUACAGCCCUCGAGAAAUGCGGGCCAAUGGCGGCUGGCAGGAGGCUGUGACCCCAUCCUCAGUGACAUCCCCAACAGAGGGACCAGGAAGUGUUCACUCUGACACCUCCAACUGACCUUGCCCCUCAAGGUCACAGGGCUGGGGGCUCCCACCAGGCAACUCUUGAAGAGGACUUGGGCAUCUAAAGGACAAACUCCAACAGAAGCACAACACAGAGAAGGGCAGCUGGGGUCGUGCUCUCCCCAACUGGACACUCAGUGCUGGGGUGCUGACUACAUGGCAGGGAAAGUGGGGUGUCCCCCUUUUUUCCGUCUUUUCCCCUCUCACACAGAAAACAGAUAUGUUUCUCAGAUCUCUCAAAUCUACACCAACUCUUCCGUUUGUCUCUGGGCUUCCCUACUUUCUUUUCCCCACCCCACUUAAAUACUCUGGAAUCUGGAGACGUCAGCCCUGCCCGACCCAGAGAUGCCAAAAAUGGGAACUCCUGGACAGAGGCCCUGGGCCAACACCUCCCCGCACACCCCCACCUUCUGCCCCUCCAGAUGGCUUUAUUACCUCAUACGCAGCUCAUCUUAAACCAAUAGACUCGCUCGGUGGACAGGAGUGUCUGACUCAGUUAUCUACCUCGGAGGGAGCUUCUGCUACUUUAGAGAAUCUUUGGCUGGGCUUUGGAGUUGGUUUUGUUUUUUAGAAAAUCUGGGAUCUGUCUGUAUUUUUUUUAUUGUUUUUGUUGGUAGUGGUGAUCCUUAGUUUUUAAUAGUUGGAAGAAGUAGGGAUUUUGGUGUGUGUGUGUGUGCGUGUUUUUUUUUUAAAUAAACAUACUGAUUUAUUUUUGUUUACCCAUGUGAGAAGUAAGAGCCAAAGGGGCCUAGAAAGAGAACAAACACAGUUGGUGGCGGCCACUUGCUCCAGGCCUGCCACGGGGGAAGUGGAUUUCGCAGGACACCAUGUCCUCACCCUGGUCACUUAGGUGUUCCUAGCUUGUGCCGGCAAAUCUCUGCUGUAUUUGACAUGGAGCAGGAUGCCCCUCUAGCCUCCUGUCUUCCCCCUCCCAAUAACCUGUGGGCAAGGCUGGACCGAACUCAGUAAUUUUGAAAAAGUCAAAAGGCUUUUAAAAAAUUUUUUUAAACCCUUUGCAGAGUGGAGAAUGAAUGGAGGGUGUUCUUGCCAAAUUCGCUAAACACGGGCUGGGUGCUUACAAGUGUCUCUCUCCCCCGAUUUCCCAGAAAUAAGUGUUUCUGCUCAUAUUUUUUUUUUUUAAUCUCAUGCCAAAAUCAAGGGGGUGGGGAGAAGAGGGAGGCCGCAGAAUGCCAGGUAUGAGUGAAGGCAUAAACAAGGUCUCAUCUCAGCCCUGAACCCUUCUGACCCCCUCAGACAUCCUCAGGAUCUUCAGGACUGUCACAGUGGGGAAUCCCUCCCACCAAAGGCCCAGGCAGGAGGGUGGUGGGAGGCAGGGCCAGGGCAGUUCUCUCCUCUCCUGUAAACUUGUAGA